GUCCGAGACUGAGACUGAGAGAUCGACUUCGACUCCGCCUCCGCCUCGAUGGCCACCGCACAGGAAGGUCUGACCCAGCGCGUCGUUGCCAGUGCCAGCAGGGACGACGGCGCCGGCGAGAGCGCGGCGGCCGUCUCGGGUCCCAACAAGAAGCCGGGCGGCGGCCGCGCAAACAGCAGCAGGCGUGGGCUCCGUUCGCUCGCCGCCGCGGUGUCCUUCUCCGUGGCGCUCACGGCGCUGUCGUUCUUCGCCGCGGGGCAGUCGCCACCGUCGCCCAAGACCGCCACGGCGUCGACUGUGGCGGUGGUGCGGGCCGGGUCGGUGGCGUUGGAGGCGGUGCUGGCGCUGGCGGCGUGGAUGGCGUGGGCGGAGGGCGGGCUGCACGCGCGCCCGGCAGCCACGCUGCUCCCCUAUGCCGCGCACCUGGGCGCCGCCCUCGCAUGGGCGCCACUCGUGCUGUGCAGCCACGCCGCGGCGCGCGCGGGCCUCGCCUGCUGCGCCGUCAUGGCCGCGGGCGCCGUGGCGUGCGCGCGCGGGUUCGGCGCCGUCAACCCCGUGGCUGGCGACCUCGCGAAGCCCGCCGUCGCCUGGGCCGUCAUCCUCGCCGUCGUCAACUACAAGAUGCUCUGAGGUCACCAGAGUCGAGAACCAGCCCGCCGUCGCUAUUCACGCAUGUUCAUGUUCGAUCCAUCUUGUGCACCCUCCUCUGCUUCUUUCUCGCGUGUGCAGUGUUUCGUCUGUAUUACUGAAUCUGAAUGACGCUUUCUAGCUACUUUGCUCUACCGCAACACAUGCAUGUACCCUUUCUUGUUUUUAGCCUAUCCACACUCAUUCUACUCUAAAUUUCUACUCUAAAUUUCUACUUUAAAAGAAAUAUUCUAUCCUCAUCA
Molecule: messenger RNA, 890 nt
Organism: Zea mays
Lineage: Eukaryota; Viridiplantae; Streptophyta; Magnoliopsida; Poales; Poaceae
Product: translocator protein homolog
Exons: 1
Coding region: 49-630 (193 amino acids)
Cellular component (GO): membrane
Source: RefSeq, a predicted model, not a curated record